UUUUUGCGCCAUCCUGCUAUGUGUGAUUCGGUUUUUAGUCUGGGUUUUGUGUUUGUGUCGCGACAGCCGGGGACCGACCAAGGAGCAGUCGGACCACAGGCCGCCCAGGGCGGUCUCAUCCGCUUAUAACCUGCGACCCCUGGGUCUCCUGUGGCCCCGUAUCUCCGUCCCAAGCAAAAACCGGGGCUCUCAGACACUCAGAGGUGCGAAGGCCCGGUAGAUUUGGAGGACGCGAGAAAAACACCUCCGGGAAGUCUGGCCAGUCCACAGCUACUGCCAAGAUCGCUCCGCGCGUCCUCAGGAGCCGGCCGGCUCCUCGUAGUCAUGGUAACCAGAUUGCUACCGCGCGUGCGCAAGACAAACACCUUUGUCACGUGAGGCCUGGCCGGGGGCGGGGCCGGCGAACACCCGUCAGGACCCGUCGCACCUCCCUUGUCAGUUCCCUGCCAGCCGAGGCGGGGCGAACCUCUGCCCUGUUGCGUGGGAGUGACUCACAGCUCCCGCCCCUUUUGGCUCUGCUUUCUUGCGGCCAGUCCCUCGCACCACGUGCCCUCCUGGCCGCGCCCCCAGCUGCCCUUUCCAACUGCCUGUUGGAAGCCGCUGUAAAAUGUCGUGAGGAGCGCCGCUGCUUUACGGCUGCCUCUCCCAGCAUAGAGCCCCGGAGCGCCCACCGCCGUCAGCCGCGUCUCCAAGCUAGUCGGCCCCGUGGAGAGCAAGAGACCCUGCGCACCGCAGCCCUCUCCGCUGCGCCCAUUCCUGCCCCCGGCGAUGUGAGCUCGGGGAGGCAGCGGUGCCCGCUGGCCCGGGGUUGAGACGGGCGGCAGGUGCCUGUGAGGCGGGCGGGUGCCGGGGGCCAGCAGGAUGGAGGAAAGCAUGGAAGAGGAGGAGGGGGGCAGCUACGAGGCGAUGAUGGACGACCAGAACCACAACAACUGGGAGGCUGCGGUGGACGGCUUCCGGCAGCCCCUGCCACCCCCACCGCCCCCCUCUUCGAUCCCGGCCCCUGCCCGAGAGCCUCCAGGGGGGCAGCUGCUGGCGGUGCCCGCGGUCUCCGUGGACAGGAAAGGCCCCAAGGAGGGGCUCCCGAUGGGACCGCCGCCACCGUCUGAGGCUAAUGGGGUGAUCAUGAUGUUGAAGAGCUGCGACGCGGCCGCCGCUGUGGCCAAGGCGGCCCCCGCCCCCACCGCCAGCUCCACCAUCAACAUCAACACCUCCACCUCGAAGUUCUUAAUGAAUGUUAUAACUAUUGAAGAUUAUAAGAGCACAUACUGGCCAAAAUUGGAUGGUGCCAUAGAUCAACUUUUAACUCAGAGUCCUGGUGACUAUAUCCCCAUAUCCUAUGAACAGAUAUACAGUUGUGUGUAUAAAUGUGUAUGCCAGCAGCACUCGGAACAGAUGUAUAGUGAUCUGAUUAAAAAGAUAACUAAUCACUUAGAGAGAGUCUCGAAGGAGCUGCAGGCCAGCCCUCCAGAUCUCUAUAUUGAAAGAUUUAAUAUAGCUCUUGGACAAUAUAUGGGAGCAUUGCAGAGCAUUGUGCCUCUUUUCAUAUAUAUGAAUAAGUUUUACAUCGAAACCAAGCUUAACAGAGACUUAAAAGAUGACCUUAUAAAGCUGUUUACGGAACAUGUUGCAGAAAAGCACAUUUACAGCCUAAUGCCUUUACUUUUAGAAGCCCAAUCGACACCAUUUCAGGUCACACCUUCAACUAUGGCAAAUAUUGUGAAAGGCCUGUAUACCCUCAGACCAGAGUGGGUUCAGAUGGCUCCAACUCUAUUUUCUAAAUUUAUUCCAAACAUUCUCCCUCCGGCGGUGGAAUCUGAACUUUCUGAAUAUGCUGCUCAAGAUCAGAAAUUUCAAAGAGAACUUAUACAGAAUGGUUUUACAAGAGGUGACCAGUCCCGGAAGAGAGCUGGGGAUGAGUUGGCUUAUAACAGUUCGUCAGCGUGUGCAAGUUCCAGGGGGUACAGAUAGUGAAUGUGCUUUCCUUCCUGAAAAGAGGACACACUGGAGCUGCAGAGACUGUAUUCAGAGCACAGUGGGGGCUGCAGACACUCAGGAGCUCUGUCACAAAGCUGUUCGUGGAAGAGGAUGUUGGACUUCUUACUUGGUUUGUAAUUUUAAAACAAAAACUAAACAAAAAACAAAAAAAGUUGCUGCUAGACUUGGGGGUGAUUUUGAAAUGGGACAAUCUUUUACUGUGAGGAAAAAGCAUCUCAGAAAGUGACCAUUUCUAAGUGAAAUCUGACAGCCAAAAUCAGCAGCUUCCUCCAAAAAUAGAAGAGCAGAAGAAUUUUUUAAGCACUUGUUUUGUUCAUUUGUGGACUUGGCAUUUUGGUGUAUUGGUUUCACAUGUCAGGAUCUCUUUUGCUUUAAAACCAAGCAGAUCAUUACAAUACAGUAUUUUUCACCCAUAACCAAAACAACCCCUUUUAAAAGAGUUGGUCUUUGUUUAGCAUUAGAAAGUUUUAAUAAAGGAAAAUGCUAACUCUGCUUUUGCUAGAACUUUCCCCCAUCAGUUCACAACUUUUUUCUACUCUGUGCCUUGAGCUUUGUGCACUUUGCAACUGUGUGACCAUGUUGUCAAACUCCUCCUGGAGAAGUGUAUGGUAUCCAAACUCACCCACCCAGAUGGCAGGUGUGGCCCUGUAGCAGGAUGCUAAUUAAGUGGGAAAAUAGACACCUGUUGCACAUUGGUCAGAUUUUCCCCUGGUUCACCAGAGCAUAUUCAUGUUAAUGUUGGGGACCAACUCUUAUAGAGCAUUUCCAUUCCCUGUGCCACUUAACACGAUGUCACCAGCUGCUGCAGUAUUGGCAGUACUCUAGUUUAGGGAUGGGCAGUACUUUAGCUCUGAAGUUCCCCUUAGUAUUAUUGAGAGCUACUUCCUGUAAUGCUCUAGGAAGCAGAUAGUUAUUAAGUCCAAAUACACCCAGUGGUGUGGGGUUCCUGAUCACUUCAUUUUAAAUGAGUGAGAUAAUUACUUAAAGUCUGUCAUUUGAACAUUAUAUUUGAGUGUGAUAGGGAAGUAGCAGCACUGCUGUCUUAAGGCUCCCUUGUAGCUGUGGCAAAGCUAUAUUUCUGUUUCUCUACAUCCACAGUGCUUUUUAGUCCUUCAUAAAAGGUUGUUGUUGUAAGCCCAAGAAAAUAGAUGCAGCAAGAGAAAAAUACUUUUCUUCUCAAUUUUGCUUGAAUCUUAAUUGAGCAUAGGCUUCUCUACUAGGCAACAUCAGACUAAUAGUAUUUACCUCUUCAGAGAACUUGAGGGGAAAAGAAACAUCCCAGGGAUACUGUUGCAUGUCUGCUCUGCAGGUUUUUCAUAAAGCUGCCUCUGCCAAUUCAGUUUGUUAUUUUUAGGGGGGAGUGGUGUGAAUGGGAGAGUUAGAAGUGAGAUAUUGGGAGCAAGUAAGUCACCCAAUAAUAGAAGUCCUUGAUUUGCAAAACUGUUAUGCAGAGAAGUAAAGAUAAAGGUUGUCAGAUUUAUUUUUUAAAGUACUUAACCAGAGUUGGUGGAUUUUGUGGACUUUAAUUUGACUCAGUUCACUCUGUGAGCAUCCUGGAUUGCAUUGAUGAACACUGAAUUACUGUAAGAACGUAGACAGGCUCUCACUAUGACCUGGACAGUUUACUACACCGGUAACAUUCUAGUAUCAAGGAGAAUUCCAUUCGUCAUGGAACAUUCACAUUUUACUUUUCUCAAUGGAAUGCUUGCUGCAGGCUUACAAAUCACACCUAGAACUGAAGUCUGGUGUUAAUGAUUUUUCUGAAAGGAAUAAAAUUGGAAUGUUUCUUUAAAUGUGGACAAUUUCUUCAGUAUCCUAAUAAUAUACCCAAAUGCUUUUUCUGGGAGAGAGCAUUCUUUUACAAAAGAACUUUCCUUAUAAAAGCAUCACAGUAUAAUGUGAAUUGGCAUUAAAAUCUUUGGAUGCUUUUGCAUUAUUAAGUUCUUGGAGAAAUAUUUUAUAUUUUACUAUGUAUGUAUUAAUAAAAGGUGGGCAAAGUCAAGUCUACAAAAUUUAGCUUCUCUAAAUUUUUGCUCAGUGUCUGCAGCUGGUUAUGGGUCAGGGCUUAGUACAACAAAACCUUGCCUGGAAGGCACUCUAGAAAGGUUGUACAUAGUCUCCCAGUCUGCAUGUCCUGGCUGUUAAUCAUCUUGGCCCCUUGAGGCACAUCGCAGUAUGAAGGACCUGUUUAAGUUGAAAUAGACUUGGUUAUUUAUUGGGAUUCUUAAAAAUUCUGAGUUUGCAAUAUGAGAGGAAAUAAGAUUUCCUACCCCUUCCCCUCAUUUUAUAUUGACUAUUUGCCAGAAAGUAUUUUCUUCUAUUUUCUUGUAUUUUGCUUUUGAGAUGGAGUCUCUCUCUGUCACCCAGGCUGGAGUGCCGUGGUGUGAUCUUGGCUCACUGCAACCUCUGCCUCCUGGGUUCAAGUGAUUCUCCUGCCUCGGCCUCCUGAGUAGCUGAGAUUACAGGCAUGUGCCACCACGCCCUUUUGUAUUUUUCAGUAGAGAUGGGGUUUCACCAUGUUGGUCAGGCUGGUCUCAAACUCCUGACCUCAAGUGAUCCACCCGCCUCGGCCUCCCAAAGGCUGGGGUUACAGGUGUGAGCCACCGUGCCUGGCCUUUUGUUUUGUAUUCUUGCCAGUACAGUAUAUGGUUUUUCUACCCCAAUUACAUACUGGCUUUUGUACCAACAUCACUAAAGGCCCAGAUCAUUGAAGAUAGAAAACUGUACAUGCAGGCUGAUUGUCUGGUUAGUCAAUGGCCAAUUUGUUUAAACUGUCUAGUAUGUAUGUGCAGCCUGAAACUAGCUCCUUAAAAGGAAAGCCAGGUCAGUCAUCUUGAAAAAAUGACAUGUAAAAGUAAAUAGAUAAUUGUUUUGAGAGACGGUACAUAUUUUAAAGGUUGGCCUUAAGCUUCAGUAACAUUGUCAUUUUGUGACCUUUUGUUGUCACAGCUGUACCCUAACCUGACAGGAAUUACUAGUGUUUUUUUUGUGGGGCAGAAAGCAAAACCUGGUGUUGUGACUAUUAUCCUAAUAGUUCUUAGGCAAGGUUAGUAAGAAGCAACACAAACCCAGAUGCAUGCGUUGUGCAUUAUUUUGUAGACAAGUUACUUUCCUUCUGUCCCUUUAACAAAUUUGUAGCAAUUACCCUCCCUUUCUUUGGGGUCUAGAGUGAAAGCUAAUUUGUGGGUAGAUGAGCUUGCAGAAGAAUGGAUGUCCAUGGCUGUGAACACUGCACAUCCAUCUCCAGUGCUCACACCUGUGCAGCUACCACUCCCUGGCUGCAUGCCAUGCUGUCGGGUUGCAGAUUUGCACACAUAAAUUCCUCAGGAAGAGUUUGCAUGAGCAUCACCUCGCAAUAUUCUGUACUGACCAAACAAGGGAUUUGAAUGUUUUUCAGCACAAAAGGAUGACUUCCGAGUGGUGGUCUGUACACAUACUAGCAAAGGUAAUGGUGAUCUAGCAAACAAAACUGGUUUCUGCAGUUGGAAGUGAGCAGGAGCACUUGUAUUAUAGUAUUUAAAUAAUCCUGGUUAAUCUCUUUUUAAGCAGAGUAACCCUUCCAGAUUUUGUCUUUUUAUUAUUGAGGCUGGCUUUAUUUUCUUCUUUUUCCCCCUGUUUUAUAGCAGUUAAUUAUUUUUGUGAUUAUUAUGCAAGAAGGAUUGCCCUUGAGUUAAAAUGUUAUUGUUUCAUAAGCAGCUAUUAAAAUAACUGAGCAUUGUUUUAUGAAAUACACUAAUCUGAGAUACUGAAAAGCUUUGCAACUAAAAAGCAAAACAACCUACAUUAGUCAUCUAGCUAUUGUUUGGAUGUUUUGAGUUGAUUUUUUUAUGGUGCCUCUUUUAGCUUGGAAUAUUAUGUUUACUUUAAUUCAAGUCUAGGCCUUUUAAAGGGUCCUUAAAGUUCGGAAUGUCAAUCCCUUUGACACCUAUUACAGGUUUAUAGGACCUUUUUGGUUGUGAUUACUGUUUUCAAUACAAUUGUGUAAAUGAAGUUCACUUUUGUCAGAAGUUAAAAUGGAGGUCAUAGGAGUUCAUGGAGAAAUAGCUCUCCUAUUUCUUUCAUUACCCCCAUUGAAAUUCUCCCCAGUUUCUGGCCACAAGAAUAUGAGAAAGGAACCCUGUUCUUUUCCAAGGGAAAUUAUCCUUCUCUGUCCCCACUGUUGAUUAACUGAAGUCCCAGACACCUUCCUUCCUCCACUGGCCAAGACCCACCUUGAACCUCUUUUCAGAGCCAAGUGGCAUGAAUACAUGUACUGUUUCUGCUUCUGUUGACGGAGUGGCUAUGGGAGUAUUAAAGGAAAUGCUAAUUCGAGCUUCAUUCUUAGGGGAACCUACUAUAUAUUGCAUCCCUGCUGGUUGGAAAUUAUCUUCAUCUCUGGACUGCAUUUAGAAAAAUGUUAAUGGCAUACGAUUCUGAGAACUUUAUAGUGUGGCUCUGGGGUUAAGAAUUCUGUGGUUUGAAAAAAAAUAAAUAUUUUGUAUUGAUUCUUACAUGUCAUUUCAAUGUUGUGACUAUGUACUAAAUGCAGUAAGACUGUGGGUGUUCUCUUAGAAGAGUGCGUUUUGUUAAACAGAUGGCAGAUCACUCUCAUUAGUCCUGUUUGUCAAUAUUACAGCCACGCAAUUCAGAAUAACUUAUUCAAAUGGGAAGUCAUGGGAAGCUAUGGCUAAUAACAGGAAUGCUUAAGAAAAAUUUGGAGGGCAAGCACAGGCAAGAGGCUUUGCCACUCACUAGCACAGCCAGAGCAAGGAUAAAGCAAUGAAGUCUUGUGCCUAGUGGUGCUUGUUUGUCAGAAGCCAUAGUGAGCUCAGCACAGGGCGUUCUGUACAUCAUCUCAUUAAUCCAAGAAAAACAGAAUGGCGGAGGGAACUCCUACUGACCUGGGAUACAAAGCCACUGACUUUGGCUCUUGAUCUUUUGGUGGGUUCUGAAUCACUCCUGUAUUAGGGCGUAUACUAUCACUCUAAACAUUGUGGUGAAUGAAAUAAAUCUUGUACAGAUGUC
Molecule: messenger RNA, 7002 nt
Organism: Cercocebus atys (sooty mangabey)
Lineage: Eukaryota; Metazoa; Chordata; Mammalia; Primates; Cercopithecidae
Gene: CACUL1
Product: CDK2-associated, cullin domain 1
Exons: 9
Coding region: 862-1971 (369 amino acids)
Biological process (GO): ubiquitin-dependent protein catabolic process
Molecular function (GO): ubiquitin protein ligase binding
Source: RefSeq, a predicted model, not a curated record